This is a messenger RNA of Zeugodacus cucurbitae (melon fly), 1809 nucleotides long. RefSeq names its product tetracycline resistance protein, class C. Gene Ontology annotation, molecular function: transmembrane transporter activity. Bases 113 to 1591 code for a protein of 492 amino acids. Gene Ontology annotation, cellular component: membrane. NCBI's taxonomy places the organism in Eukaryota, Metazoa, Arthropoda, Insecta, Diptera, Tephritidae. The record is from RefSeq and is a predicted model, not a curated record. The transcript has 10 exons. Gene Ontology annotation, biological process: transmembrane transport.
UGUUUGUACGAAGAGAACCUUAAAACGAUAUCAUAACACGUCGGAUUCAAACCUAAACAGAGCACAACAUUUCGAUUUACUCCUAAAUAAGCGCUGAAGAAACGGUAGUGCUAUGUCGCAAAAACAAGAUUCUACAUCGGACGCUGAACCUGUAAAAUUACAGGCAGCCGAUGAUAAUUUAAGUGAGACAGCUACGGUCAAAGCGGCGGGAAAGAAAAAGUUUACAAUAAUAGAACCAGCAGUGUUUCUAGUUUACAUUGCCACAGCUUUGGUUGCUGCGGUAUUACAAAAUCAAGAACUUUACCAAACUUGUGUUGUCGUUUACGGUUACGAUGAAGAACUUUGUGAGCCCAUGUUGGGUGUUAUAGCCAAAAAUGAGACAUCACGUGACAUUGAGACCAAAGUGCAACCGUAUGUGGCCAAAAUUAUUAUGACAAGUUCAGUGAUUAGCAGCGUUUUGCCCGCAUUUCUCAGUUUAUUCAUUGGACCAUGGUCGGAUAAAUUUGGACGUAGACCAAUACUGGUGGCAACAUUUUCAGCUGCAUUUACUGGACAUAUUAUAACGGUGAUAUUAGCGCUGAUAUCCAUGGCCACACCCUUGAAUCCUUGGGUUUAUGUUAUAUCCAACAUACCAUUGGCACUAACUGGUGGCACUUGCGCGCUGAUAACAAUGGUAUUCUGUCUGGUUUCCGAUGUGUGUGAUGAGGGCGGCAGAGCGAGACGCAUGUUUCUCAUAGAGGGCGCUCUGGGUAUUGGCACCAUGGUUGGUAAUUUAAUCAGCAGUUAUAUAGUCGCUGCUACCAGCACUAUUGGUGUAUUCAUUAUUGCUGCUUGCAUGGAUUUGGUUGCAUUGUUGUAUUUGGUCUUCUUUAUUGGCGAAAGUUUGCAGGUGAAACACGAACGAAAUGAGUCACAUUUCCGCGAGUUCUUCCAUUUCGAUCUGAUUAAGAAUCUGGUUAAAAGUUGCCUCAAACGCCGACCACACUUUGAUCGCGCCAUUAUUUGGUGUAUAAUGUUCAUUUUAAUUUCGACAACCUUCGUACAGCAGGGUGAAGGCAAUGUAUUGUAUCUAUUUCUGCGCAACAAAUUCAAUCUCACUCUGCAGGAAUUCACCAUUUUCAAUGCGUCCGCCAUUGCCAUUAAAAUGAUUGGUUGUGGCAUUGUUUUGGUGUUAUUGCGUGUGGUGUUGAAGGUCCCCAUAACUAUGGUCGCCAUAUUGGGCUUGUUGUGCAGCUUAACCGAUAGUUUAAUACGCGCUUUGGCCGAAAAAUUCUGGCAAAUGUAUUUGGCUGCCACAUGUGGCUUUAUGGGUGGCAUUAAUAGUCCUAUCUUGCAGGCGGUACUAGCCGGUUUGGUGGAGCCCACGGAAAUCGGCAAAGUAUAUGCGGUGAUUUCCUCACUGCAAACACUCUCGCCGUUGGCGUCGGCGCCAGUUUACACCGGUAUUUACAAUUCGACUUUGGAAGUAUAUCCCGGUGCAUUUUACUUCUUCAGCGCAGCACUUUAUUUCAUAAGUUUAACGCUCAUUACAACCAUAUUCGUUAUGCAGCAACGAAGUGCCAGAGCAAAGAAAGCCAAUUCAGCAGCAUAAUGACUGAUAGCUGAAUAGAAGCUCAAAUGAAAAUUUGUAAUUUUUCGAAAUUCGAUAUUGUCAUGUCAGCUUAGAUUCAACUUUCUUAUGGAUUAAAUGUGGAUUAUUUUCCAAGAUUUGUUAAAUGGGAAAAGUUGCAAAUAAAUGUACAAUAAUAUUGCAUAAAUAUAUGUAAGAAUAAUUAAUAGUGAGGAAAAAACAAUGAAUUUGCUUAAUUA